UAUGGUUAUCAGCUUAUCGCGUUUAGACCAAUCAAGUCGUGUUAACCCGAAUUGGCUUUACUGGAGGAAGGUGGGGCAUGGCUCCCAAUGCUAAAAGGCCAUUGGGCAGUUUUCUAAAAGCAGCAAACAAACCAACUCAUUUCGCAGAGUGCCUGGAGAUGUAUGGACUCAGGGGUUUUCCCAUUGUGACAGCAAUAUGAUAUCAAUUGAUAGAUUCUUAAUGAAUGCAGUUUGAUGUUUUUCAUUGUGCCCAGCGAGAAGCUUAGACCUCUGAGCAGCAGGCUGUAUCAACCUCUUUCUACAACUGGCGGGGGCUGAAACUCAAUUCGUCACAAUCAACUCGUUCUCAAUGCUCAGCACCACCAAAGCAGAAACAAAAAGCACUUCUCAAAGGAACUCGGAACUCGGAACUCCUCCGAAAACAAAAACAAAAAUGGGGAUUUCGGAACUCCUUUUUGAGAAGAGUACGCGCGCGGCCUUAUAUAAGCCGCUGAACUACGUGCGCUAAACGACUUACACGUUAGGCGAAUUUGCUAGGUGCCCCACAAACUUCGUGUAGACUCGAUGCCAAGACUGUUUUAUCUUCUCAGCCUCUUCAAAAUAAACAUAACAAUAAAAAAUAAAUUAACUUUUCUCCAUAUCUGGCUUUGUCAGGUAAUAGUAUGUUUUACUAAAUUUAAACACUGAAACCCAAACAGACCUCAUCUCCAUGUCCACCUGGCUGC
Trichoderma atroviride IMI 206040 is the source of this 725-nucleotide messenger RNA. The record is from RefSeq and is a predicted model, not a curated record. NCBI's taxonomy places the organism in Eukaryota, Fungi, Ascomycota, Sordariomycetes, Hypocreales, Hypocreaceae.